AUGGCGCGCUCGUCGUACUAUCUAUUGGCUCUGUUGCUGUUAUGCAUCGCAUCUCUUCUCUGGUUUUCUUCAAGCCUGAAGGCCUCGGUGCCGAGCCUGACUCUCGCAUACGGUACAUGCCCGUGUCCCCACGACACCGACUCCACUCCUUCCUCGCCAGUGUUGGAGCAAUCAUCCCCCCGUGAAGGCAUCACACUCAUUUCACCUUUACCUUCACCUUCACCUUUGCCUUCGCCUUCGCCUUCGCCUUCGCCUUCGCCUUCUAAGCCAACCCAAGCAUAUUAUCUCCCCGUCAAACCCUACCACGAGCUGGUUCGGUCCCAUUUCCCGUCGAAGCUAUGGCAGAAAGCCGGCCCGCACGGCAUCGAUGAAAACUCCCAGAAUAAUAUCAAAUCAUGGCAAAAGCACAACCCCAACCUCCGGCACGAGGUCUUCACCGACGGGAGUGCCGAUCAAUACGUGCGCGACCAAUACGCCAAAUUCCCCGACAUCCUCGACACCUACCAAGACCUGCAAGUCCCGAUUCUCAGAGCCGACUUCCUUCGGCAAUUGAUCCUCUACGCCGACGGCGGCGUCUGGAGCGACCUCGACGUGACUUGCCACAAACCCAUCGAGUCAUGGAUCCCCCCUCAAUUCCGGAACAGGGCCAAUGUCGUGGUUGGCCUUGAGUUCGACGGGAGCCAGUUCGCCAGCUGGACGGUCAUGGCGAAGCCGAAAACAAGCCACAUCGCUGCGGCUAUUGAAUACAUCAUGGAUACGCUGGAGGAUGAGGCCGAGAAGGCUAACACGAUCAUCUCCGGACUGACGAUGAAGACAAUCAGCGAUGUGGUGGAUGUCACGGGCCCGCAGGCGAUGACGCGUGCAAUCCUGCGCAGUGUAUCUGCCGAACUCGGGGAGCCUGUAGGAUGGCCGAAUAUAUCGAACCUGCACGAGCCCGUUCUUCUGCAUGAUGUGCUCGUCCUUCCCAAUGCUGCUUUUGCCGCCAUGCAAGGCGGGUGGCCGACAGACCGGGGGCCGUAUCUCGUUGAGCAUCACUACGCUGGGUCUUGGAAGAAUGAUCAUGGUGGUGAAGACGUUCCCAGCAGCCCGAUCGAGCAAGAUCACCUCCAAGAGAAACCAGGUCGCCCGGCAUAG
Penicillium canariense is the source of this 1134-nucleotide messenger RNA. RefSeq names its product glycosyltransferase family 32 protein. Gene Ontology annotation, biological process: protein N-linked glycosylation. Gene Ontology annotation, cellular component: mannan polymerase complex. The transcript has a single exon. NCBI's taxonomy places the organism in Eukaryota, Fungi, Ascomycota, Eurotiomycetes, Eurotiales, Aspergillaceae. Gene Ontology annotation, molecular function: alpha-1,6-mannosyltransferase activity. Bases 1 to 1134 code for a protein of 377 amino acids. The record is from RefSeq and is a predicted model, not a curated record.